Falco peregrinus (peregrine falcon) is the source of this 6452-nucleotide messenger RNA. RefSeq names its product family with sequence similarity 135 member B (gene FAM135B). NCBI's taxonomy places the organism in Eukaryota, Metazoa, Chordata, Aves, Falconiformes, Falconidae. The transcript is spliced from 21 exons. The record is from RefSeq and is a predicted model, not a curated record. The coding region runs from base 284 to 4546 and encodes 1420 amino acids.
GCCCUGGCAGGAGCCAGAGCCCGGCAGCCGAGGCUGCAGCCAGCUGUCUGCUGUCCCCUACCUGCACCGUCACCCAGCCACAGCACUGGCACCGGCCCCGCUGCUCCCCCGAGGGGGGAAAUAGGCGAGAGGGAGCUGAGGGAGGUGCACUGCAGAGGGAUCCCAGACAACCCAGGUCAUAAAGAAGAAAUACAAGUUGGGGAAGGAAGAGGGAAGGAAGGCGUGAAGAAGAGAGGAUUAUGUAGCAGUGGGAAGCUAGUCCAGGUGAUGACCUGAAAAGAUCAUGUCUGAGGUCCAGGGAACAGUCGAGUUUUCUGUGGAGCUACACAAAUUCCAUAAUGUGGACCUCUUCCAGAGAGGGUAUUACCAGAUAAGAGCUGGACUAAAGAUCCCAUCCAGGAUUCCCCACAGGCUCUUUGCUACAAUUGCAGGACAGACAGGUGAUUCCAGCCUUUGCUCAGCCUACGUUCAUGAAAACAACGUUUACAGCAGGAUAUUUCAGAUUUUGUACAGAAAUGAAGAGAUCAUUCUUAAUGAAUCAAUGAACUUCAGAGUCCACCUGCUUCUGGAUGGCGAAAGGGUGGAAGAUGCAUUAAGUGAGGCAGAUUUUCAGCUCAAGUUGGACCUGCACUUUACAGAUAGCGAACAACAGCUGAGAGAUGUUCCAACAAUCCCCAUGAUCAGCAGCCGUACACUGUGUCUUCACUUCCACCCCCAGAGAGGUCUGCACCACCAUGUUCCUGUCAUGUUUGACUAUUUCCACCUGUCAGUGAUAUCCGUCACGGUGCAUGCGUCACUGGUGGCAUUACACCAGCCUCUGAUCAGUUUUGCUCGCCCAGGGAAAGGUUCAUGGCUUGGUAAAGGCAACCUGGAGGCAGGACCAGACCAGUCCAGUAUGUCAUUGGAAAAUCUAGUGUUUGGAGCAGGCUACUGCAGACCCACUUCUUCAGAGGGCAGUUUUUAUGUCCCAUCUGAAAACUGCAUGCAGCAUGCAUAUAAAUGGCAUAAGGACCUCUGUCUUCUGCUCUUGAAUGCUCAAAGAGGACUUCAUGUGUACUACACCCUCAUAAUGAAGGAGAUUCCUGAUUUACCACAGUUGAAGUUGGAGGAGCUAUCUGUAGAAGAGACGUUAUCUCAGCUUUGUACGGAGCUGCAGCUGCUGAGCAAUCCAGAGAAGAUAGCAGAACAGAUAAGUAAGGACCUCGCCUGGCUUUGCUCCCACCUCCUGUCCCUGUGGACCCAAUUCCUGGAAGUGGCAACGCUCCAUCCAGAAGUUACAGCUUACCUGACUCAGGAACAUCACAUGCUAAGGGUGAGGAGAUUCUCAGAAGCCUUCUUCUACACCGAGCACCAGAAACUCGCUGUGCUGACAUUCCAGGAAGGCCUGAUCCAAAGUCACGGACAGAUUUCUACAGAAAUUCGUAAUUCGGAGUACUUUACCAGCAUGCCCCCACUCCCAGCAGAAUGCCUUGACAUAGAUGGGGACUGGAACACGCUCCCAGUUAUCUUUGAAGAUAGGUACAUGGAUAUGCCUUGCAAAGAUCAGAAUUUGGAAGUUUUCCGAGAUUUUGAGGUUCCUGCAAAUACUCAAAUGGACGUAAUACGUGACAAUGAUGAUUUUGUAUCAAAUGAUGCCACUGCAGUAAUGAAAGGAGAGUUCAGGAAAGGUACUCUAGUAAUACACACAGAUAGGAUAAAUGGGAAUCCCUCCUGCAUAUACAGUGGUACUGAAGGUGCUGCUUAUCCAGCUAAGGGAUUAAACCAGCACUCCACAUCUCAGGUAUGUACAGUGAACAAAGAAAGCCAAAGGAAAACUGAAAAUAUUUUUGUUUCACGUAAGGAAACUACUUCUGACUCAGAGCCAGGCAAUAUAAAAUGCACAUCAGAAGACUUUGAAACACCCGAGGAAGUUUUAUUAAAAGACAAUAGACUUACGGUGGAUGUUACCUUUGAAAAUACGAAAUCUAGCAAUAAGGAUUCCCACAAAAGUGAGCCCAGGUUAGUUGUCAGUGCUCAGUAUGAGUGUGGAGCAUGUGGAGCUGAUGGUUUGGAAGACAGGACUGAAAUACAUGAAACAGACGAAUCUAGUCAUCCUGAGAAUAAUUUCCCAUCAUCUGAGCUUCCACUGAAUGAAUUGACCAGUCUUGAAAAGACAGGAGAUCCAGACACCAAGGCUCUGCUCCCUGUUUUGAAAGCUUUGCCCCCACACAGCUUUGAAGUGAAAUUGUUCACAAAGGAGCAACGAGGUGAGGAGUGUGAAGAAUUUACCCUGAUGUCAGGGGUUAUAAAAAGAUCUUCCUCUAUAAUAUCUGAUUCAGGCAUUGAAAGUGAACCAAGUUCAGUGGCAUGGUCUGAUGCUCGUAGUCGGGCACUGGAGCUGCCCAGCGAUCGAGAGAUUCUACAGCACUUGGUACGAAGGCAUGCCAUCCACCGGAAUUCCCUGGAGGGUGGCCACACAGAAAGCAAUACCAGCUUGCCCAGUGGGAUCCAAGCGUCACUCACAUCCAUCAGCUCUCUGCCCUUUGAAGAAGAGGAGAGGGAAGUGGAGCUUACCAAACUGACAAAAUCUGUCUCAGCUCCUCAGAUCAGUAGCCCAGAAGAGCCUGCGGAGGAAGUAGAUAUAUCCAAACACAGUGAAUCAACCUUGGGAGAUUCAGGAGGAAACUUAAAAAGUUGCCCAGAAACAGAGAGUGGAGAUGGAAAGUUAACUGUGGACUUUUCUGCGUGUCAAAUCACCAAUGAAAGUGGACAGCCAGAACCAAGAGAACAUCCCAAACCCUCUGUCAAACACAGUAGCAGUAACAUUGAGUUACAAGGGGAGGAGGAGAAGGAAGGUUUUCCAGAGACUUAUUUGGAAAACACAAGGUCACCCAUUUGUCCAAAACAGCUCCAAGAUAAUGUAUCUGAAUGCCAGUCACUGGAGAGCAAUGGUGAGUGCAGCUUAAAAACACCAAGGGCUUGUAAUUACUCGGAUGAAGAUAUAGAGAAGUUUGAUACAUGCAUUGAGGAUCCCAAGGAUAAAUUUAAGCUGGACAGUUUAAAAAUACAAGGCUUUUACUCCAAUAGCAGAAUUUCAGGACCGGAGAGUUUCUCCCAAAGCAUAAAGUUGGUACCAGAUUUUUGCUACCCUGUUCCAGCUCCUUCGGAGACCUCAACCGAAUUUGGCUCAAUGCAAGGGGAGUGUGGUAGCUCUCUAGGUGACGAGAGCCCAGCAGUGUAUGCAGAAAUGCAGGGCUUACAAGAAAUUGAGCUCAACGACUCACCUGCCUCAGCAGACCCUGCAACAGGAUCCUACCAGGCUGAAUAUCCUCAGGAACCCAACGGCCAAGAGCAUAAACUUGUAGCUAAUGGUACGGGGUUUCAUUUGGCAACGACAGAGGGAGUAGCCCUGGAAAGCAGGAAGGCUGUUGAUGUGGUUAACCUGUCCGUCUCUUGCACUGCCACGUGUCUUCCCUUUUCUUCUGUGCUCAAAGAGACCCCUGCUAUGGUCGGCUUCUCUGCAAAGCAGGCUGCCUUCCCCAUCACUCGCCAGCCUCUGGGCUCCUUCGGAGUUGUCUCUUCUAAUUCAAAUGAGAUGGAUGAAGAGACAAAUGAAAGGAUGCUGAAUUUUUAUCAGGCCAAAGAAAAAUUUAAAAAAGAAAUGAAGAUUGAAGGAUUUCUGUACAGUGACUUAUCUGUACUAGCUUCUGAUAUCCCAUAUUUUCCACCAGAGGAAGAGGAAGAAAAUUUGGAAGAUGGAAUUCAUCUGGUUGUCUGUGUCCAUGGAUUGGAUGGCAACAGUGCAGAUCUGCGGCUGGUAAAGACUUUUAUAGAACUGGGACUCCCUGGUGGAAAACUGGACUUCCUAAUGUCUGAAAGAAAUCAGACUGAUACUUUUGCUGAUUUUGAUACAAUGACUGACCGAUUAUUGGAUGAAAUUAUACAGCAUAUCCAGUUGUACAACCUCUCCAUAUCCCGAAUAAGUUUUAUUGGACAUUCACUUGGUAACGUCAUCAUUCGAUCUGUAUUAACUCGCCCCAGGUUUCGCUAUUACCUCAACAAGUUACACACCUUCCUGUCCCUCUCUGGGCCUCACCUGGGAACCCUUUACAACAACAGUACUUUGGUUAGUACAGGUCUAUGGCUCAUGCAGAAGCUGAAAAAGUCAGGGUCACUUUUGCAACUGACCUUCAGGGACAAUGCAGAUCUGCGCAAGUGUUUCCUCUAUCAACUCAGCCAAAAAACGGGUCUUCAGUACUUUAAAAAUGUUGUGUUAGUGGCCUCACCCCAAGACAGAUAUGUACCCUUCCAUUCAGCAAGAAUAGAAAUGUGCAAAAAUGCACUUAAGGACAGACACACAGGUCCUGUUUAUGCAGAAAUGAUUAACAACCUGCUUCAGCCUUUGAUUGGGGCGAAGGACUGCACUUUGAUCAGACACAAUGUGUUCCAUGCUCUGCCAAACACCGCCAACACGUUGAUAGGCCGGGCUGCCCACAUUGCUGUGCUGGACUCUGAACUUUUCCUGGAGAAGUUUUUCCUCGUGGCAGGACUCAACUACUUCAAAUAGUGCCUGAAGUAUGGGGUAACAGAGGCAAAACUUUUCAUUGAGUGGAGGAGAAUCCCUUAGCCAAAAGAGCAAAGUGUUAAAAAUGAGAUCAGGUGGGACUUUCAGACUCUCCAUUUCCAUUUCUGUUUCAGAGAGUAAAGUGCUAUGGCUUUAAGGCAUUCAAGCUUCCAAAUAUUGGUGCUUUUGGAAGAAAUAGAUAUUCCUCUCCAGUUUCUAUGUUCUUUGUCCACAUAAAGACAUGAGACACUUCUGAAAUACUGAAUCAGAAUAAGAAGGCUAAUUCUCUAAAUAUGAUUGGACCAAUAUGAUUCCCGUUUCUCCUGAAUAUUAACCCGGGAACUUGGCUGUCCUUGAUUUAAUGCUUAUUUACGUAUUAACAAAGUUAUGCAUUUGUAGCACUUUUGGGGUAGUUAACACAUAAGGAAACAAGCAUAUAUGAACUCAGGUUAAAACCUCCUUUGUGAUAAACUGGGAAGUCUGAAAAACAUUUAUGAAAGUUUCAAUGUUUCCAUUUGUUGAAAGAAAAUAUUUGGAUGGUUCCAUUACUGGUAAUAAUUUGUAACACACAUACAUUCAAAUAAUAGAAAAGAGUGAAAUAUUUAAAUUAGAAUGAAGAAAUCUUGAUAUUUGUCUUUUAAAAAGCCCAGAAUUUAAGUUGGGAAGAAUUUUGUUCAAGUUAGAAGCUGCCAAACCAAGAGGAGCCUAUUGGAUUACUUGUAUCAGUGGCAUCUGUGAAGAUUUCUUCUGUUUACAUUUAUAGAGGAUCAUUAUUGUGCUUGUUAUAACCUUAGAGAUACAAUUUUUACUUUCGCAUUUGUAUCUAAGUACAUUUACCCCAACAAAUUUUAAUUUUUUUAAAAUCUAUUAUGCUGAUAUGAAAUUCAAAAUCUAGCCAGUAAUACCCCUAAAAAAACCCCAUCAGAUGAAAAUGGGCCAGGGAUAUAGAGUGAUAAGGAUUGUGGAAAGCUUAAAAAAUAUAAUGAUGUCUUCUUAAGCUCCUCUGCAAUGCUUUAUCAGUGCUUUACUAAUGUCCAUUCGCGUUGCUAUAUACAAUCCUAAUUAUUAUAUGGUUACAGCUGGUUGAAACAUUUAAAACUUUAUUCAUACAAAUAUAUCCAAGUUGUUUUUAAGGGUUUGGAAAAGAACCCAUUUUUCACUUUUUUAGGUUUUUUUUCCCCAAUUUUUCAUUCAUUUUUUAAUCAAAAAGUUAUCAAAGAUAAAAAGUCAAAUUUCAAUAACUUUCUAUGCAUUUUCAUAACAUUUUGAUAAAUUUUCAAUGUCACAGCAGUUUUUUUCAAAAAAGAGAAGGUGAAUAAUUCUUCACAAUUAUUUUUGUUCAGAAGGCAGGCAAUUUUUUAAUGCAAAUAUAAUUUGUUCAAAACCAUAAGCGAUCAGUCCUGUAUAUCUUGUGAUAAAAACUAUAAAAAAAUGAAAAAGGUGGUUUCAGGUGUCAAUACUCGUAUUAGUAAGUUAAGAUCAAGAUAGUAGGCGUUUCUGAAAUGAGAGUUUAAAAAUGAAAACAAAAAACCUUGCAACCACAGGCAAAUAUUUCUACAUGCAAAAAGUAAACCUGGUUUUUUUCAAAUGAAGAAAAUUGGAAACCUUACACAGAAUGAGUUCAAGGGAAGAGUUGCAAUGAAACUGGUAAAGGCUGUUAAAGAACGAAGCUGGUUUGAUAAUGUAGGCACAUUUCUAAAAUAGAAAUUAGAAAGAAUAUACAAAAGGCUGAGAUUAAGAUCAUCUUGAAAUAGGAAGGUAUAUUGCACCUAAAAAUCAUCUGGUCUCCAAAGGGCAGAAAUUAUAUACAGUUACAUGGUGUGUUUCAACAUUGACAAGUGUUUUUAAACAUUAAACAUUACCUCAGUACUUGAAUAAAAUACAUAAAUACUAUUUUGUCUUCCCCCCC